Messenger RNA from Myotis daubentonii (Daubenton's bat), 1527 nucleotides. It is a transcript of the gene ANXA3, whose product is annotated as annexin A3. NCBI's taxonomy places the organism in Eukaryota, Metazoa, Chordata, Mammalia, Chiroptera, Vespertilionidae. The record is from RefSeq and is a predicted model, not a curated record. Gene Ontology annotation, cellular component: plasma membrane; vesicle membrane; cytoplasm. Gene Ontology annotation, molecular function: phosphatidylserine binding; phospholipase inhibitor activity; calcium ion binding.
AGGCGGGGCGGAGGAAGGGGUGCGGUCGGUGCAGCGGGCGCCUCCGCUGGCCCGCGGGGAACCAGCUUCGGAGCAGCAGCGCGGGACGCACACCUGGCUCGCCGUUCUCCGCGCCCGGGCCGCUUCCCGAAUUCCAUUCCCUGGAUGUGAAUCAUUCUCCUGGCAUUUGGCAUCGAAGGCAGCAGGUUAGUGUGAUCUGAACUCAAGGCAAAAGUGGGAUAGCAUGGCAUCUCUCUGGGUGGGACACCGUGGGACAGUGCAUGAUUAUCCAGGCUUUAGCCCAUCAGUGGAUGCUGAAGCGAUUCGAAAGGCAAUCCGAGGAAUUGGAACUGAUGAGAAAACGCUUAUCAGCAUUCUGACUGAGAGGUCGAAUGCACAGCGGCAGCUGAUUGUUAAGGAAUAUCAAGCAGCAUAUGAAAAGAAACUGAAAGAUGACCUGAAGAGUGAUCUCUCUGGCCACUUCGAGCAUCUCAUGGUGGCCCUCGUGACUCCUCCGGCAGUGUUUGAUGCGAAGCAGCUGAAGAAAUCCAUGAAGGGCGCUGGGACAGAUGAAGAUGCAUUGAUUGAAAUCUUAACCACCAGGACAAGCAGGCAGAUGAAGGAGAUCUCUCAAGCCUACUACACAGUAUAUAAGAAGAGUCUUGGAGAUGAUAUCAGCUCUGAAACAUCUGGUGACUUCCGGAAAGCUCUGUUGACUUUGGCAGACGGCAGAAGAGAUGAAAGUCUGAAAGUGGAUGAGCAGCUGGCCAAAAAGGAUGCCCAGAUUCUCUAUAACGCUGGCGAGAAGAAGUGGGGCACCGACGAAGAUAAGUUCACAGAGAUCCUGUGUCUAAGGAGCUUUCCCCAGCUAAAACGAACGUUUGAUGAAUACAGAAAUAUUAGCCAGAAGGACAUUGAGGACAGCAUAAAAGGAGAACUAUCUGGACAUUUUGAAGACCUACUGCUGGCCAUCGUUCAUUGUGCAAGGAACAUACCUGCCUUUUUAGCUGAAAGACUGCAUCGCGCUUUGAAGGGUGCUGGAACCGAUGAGUUUACUCUGAACCGAAUAAUGGUUUCCAGAUCAGAAAUUGACCUUUUGGACAUUCGAGCAGAGUUUAAGAAGCGUUGUGGCUAUUCUCUCUAUUCAGCAAUUAAAUCGGAUACUUCUGGAGACUAUGAAGCCACACUCUUAAAGCUCUGUGGAGGAGAUGACUGAGUCACGAACAUCGUCUGCAAAGGUUGCCUGCUCCCACGAUGGGCUUUUCCAACAGCUCUGCUUACUUGUUUCUCAAGUGUUUAAAAGUACAAGCAAGUAUAAACAGCAGCCUGUUUUCCUAACAAAUCUUCAUUGUUCCAUAACAACAAUGACACAAUUAUUUUAGAGCAUCUCAUCCUAAUGUAGCAGUUUAUUAAUGAAAAUUUAAAAUGAUGUGAAGAAUCCCCUAAUACUAUCUAAAAUUAUAUUUCUGCUUAGGAAGUGAGAAUCUUUGUACAGUUCUAAAAUAUCAAAUGCAAAGCAGGGUAAUAAAAAUUGUUGCCUUUGUUAAA